Theobroma cacao (cacao) is the source of this 252-nucleotide messenger RNA. The record is from RefSeq and is a predicted model, not a curated record. Lineage: Eukaryota; Viridiplantae; Streptophyta; Magnoliopsida; Malvales; Malvaceae.
AAAAAAAAAAAGCACUCUUUCUCUUUUCUCAUUCAGGAGCUCUGGUAAAAAAGUUAUGGUCUUGUUUAGAUUCAAAAAACCUGAGAGUUCGUUUUGUUAACUCAUGGAAACUGAUACAAGCAAACGCUGUGACAACCUCGUUCACUCUCGCUUCUUCCUCUCUGGGUUCUAUUGCUGGGGUUGGGAAUUCUUGACCGCUCUUCUGCUGUUUAGUUGUUCUGUCUAAAGAAAUCAAACAUCUCAAUUAACGAG